AUCAAAGCUCUGCCCCGGGGCUGGACGAUGGUUCCGCUGCGUUCCUUGCGCUUUGGGCGCGGCGGCUGGCGGGGGCGCGCGGGAGCAGCAGCGGCGGCGCGCUUCAGUUGCACUCGCUGCCCGGGGGCUGGGGGCUGGUGGCUGCUCCGGGGCCGUGCCUUGCUGGCCGGGGGCUCGUUCCAAGUGCGGCCGCUCUCGCUGCCCGCGGGCAUGGCUGCCCGGUUCGAGUACAUCCCUCCUUGGUGGACUUACUGGUUGCACAACUUCCCGCACGUUAACCUCCGCUUCCAGCCCGUGGACAACACCUUCAGCCCGCAGGAUGCAAACUACCAGCAGGCAUUGAUCUUUUUGGCAAUAGUAGCUGCUGUCUGCUUGGGCCUCAAUUUGAUUUUCGUUCUGAUUUACUUGUUAUGCAUCUGCUGCUGCAAGCCAGCUGACGAUGAAGAAAACAAGAAGCUACAUUCCUGCUGUGUCACUUGGACAGCUGUGGCUGCUGGUCUUAUCUGCUGUGCUGCCAUUGGGAUUGGCUUCUAUGGAAACAGUGAAACCAAUGAUGGUGUCUACCAGCUGACCACCUCCAUCUACAAUGCAAACCACACACUUGCUGGAAUAGAUGGCUUGGUGUCUGAGACGGUGAAGAACAUGGGAGUUGAUAUGAAACAACAUAUAGCAAGACUUGAUGAGAUCUUCACACAAAAAAUGGAGUUUAUUUAUUCACUGAAAAUGUUGCAGCAUUUGGCAGAUGUAAUUAUCUCACAGCUCUCUGGCCUCCCAACAUGGAAUGAUGUCAAUUUGAAUGUGGCAGAAACAGCCAAUGAAAUUGGCUACAUUGAAUAUUACAGGUGGCUGUCUUAUCUUCUGCUCCUAAUUGUUUACUUGGUUAUUUGCCUGGCAGCUUUUCUGGGCUUGGCCAAGCGAUCCAGGUGGCUUCUCACACUAAUGAUUGUCCUUGGCGUCCUGACUGUAAUUGUCAGCUGGGGGUCGCUGGGUCUGGACACUGCUGCAGCCGUGGGAACAAGUGAUUUCUGCGUGGCUCCAGAUAAGUUCAUCAUGAAUAUGACCCAGAAUAAAAUUAGCUCAGAUAUUGUGCAUUAUUAUUUGUAUUGUGGCCACAGCACUCAUAACCCAUUCCAACAGACUCUGUUGAGUUUCCAGCGCGCUCUGACAAACAUGCAACUGCAAAUCCAGGGACUGAUGCAUAUUGCUAUACCACUGUUUCCUAUGGCAAAGAAGGACAUUAUUGGCAUCCAGCAGUUACUAAAUAAAUCUGAAUCCAAUCUGCAUCAACUCACAGCAAUGCUUGACUGUCGAGGACUGCACAAGGACUAUCUGGAUGCUGUGAAUGGUGUGUGCUAUGAUGGUGUCGAGGGGUUGCUGUAUCUUUUAUUGUUUUCACUUCUUGCUGCAGCCGGGUUCUCUGCCUUGAUCUGCGCCAUAUCUCGCAACUGUAAUCACAUUGCAAUCAGAGAUCGCAAUUACGAUGACAUGGAUGAAGAUGACCCUUUUAACCCACAAGCUCGUCGCAUAGCAGCCCAUAACCCAAGCCGAAGUCAGAUACACAGUUUCUGUAGUUUCAAUAGUAGUAUGGGGAGUCAGACUAGCCUUCAGCCACCUGUGACCACAGCCACCACACAACCAGCCACUGCUGCACCUGCACCUGUGUAUAUGAAUAACACUGUGUUGUUUGGUGGAAAUCCUCGAUUUGAAAAUGUUCCACUGAUUGGAAGAAAUUCGCCCCCACCUUCGUACACCCCCAGUAUGAGAGCAACCUACCUUGCAGUGAGCGAAGAACCUUCCAGAAUUUAUGGAAAUGUAUUUCCUGCUUAACAUUUCUGCUGAUCUUCAUAGCAGUGUUCCUAAUAAUAGCCUAAAGUUUUACUUAACAAAAAGAGUGCUCUGGCCAAAACUCCCUGAUUCAAUGAAGUUUGAUGGGAGCAGUAAAGAACUGUUGAAGAUUGAUGCUGGCGGUUUAUUAACAUUUUUCUGAAAUGGUGUUGAAAAUUACUGUUACUCUGAAUAUUUGUAACUACUUCUGAAAAUAUUGCAUGUUUUUUUACAUACCAUUAUUGGAGCUGGGUGCACAGCAGAUAUGUGCUUGGAAGAUGAAUUUGAAUGGAGUUUCAUUUAGCAUCUGAUAUAAGGAGUACUUUGUAACAGAUGCUAUUUUUAAAAAGUCAGUUUGAACUGAAUAUGUAAGGUGUCUACAUCAAAGUUUGAUGCAUUUAAUUCUAGAGCUUCAAUCAUGUGACUGACCUCACAAUACCGUUAAAACUGUGAUUUAUUGUAUUCUUGAACAGGGUGCACAAUAGAUGAUCAAACAUUGCAUUUCCAAGAAAAGAAAAACUAAUUUAAGCUGAUCAUGGUAUAGACAGUGGUUAGGAAUCUCACAUCUUUUGAGUCAAAGGAGAUGAGAUUGGCAAAUGAGUCUUGAAGCAAGAGGAAUAAGAAAUAUGGAACUUAAAAAAAAACAAGUAAAAGCUCUCGACACGUGAUGUCUUUUAGGGCUGACUCUGCCACAAAUUUUCUUCAAUGAAUUUAGUUAAUGCUCUUUUAUUAGAAAUAGUGCUACCAAAUUUCCACACAGUCAAUUCUUAACACUGGCACUAUUUGUAAUGUGUAUCUUUUGAUUAUAUAAUCAUAUUCUGAACUUGCUGAGACAGCAACAGAAAGCUUUCUUUCUAAUAAAGGAGCUUUGGAUUCCAGAUUGAAAAUUCAUAAAAAUAUUUGUAUUAGUUUCUUUCUUUAAAACAAUUUGACAAUAUCUCACCAAAUUGUAUUUGCCAAUAUGCUUAUUGUAGAAUGGUAAGUGGCUUUAGAUCUCUUUCAAGCUUGAUCUCUAUUCUAGAGUUGGAGGAGAUUUCCCUUACUGUUAGCCUGGAUUUUUCAGCAGAAAUAACAGUGAUACUAGAUGCAUUCACGGUCAUUAUACAAUGAAAACGUAACUUCAGCAUUUUUGUAAAUGCAGUGCAGAAAUUUCAAUGUAGAUGUAAUUGAUUUAAGACCACAUCAUAACUUUAAUGCUAAAGUGGCUGUCACUGGAAUAAACAGGAGCUUUCCAAAAGCUGCAUUAACUUGGAAUAGCAAGUUCUGAUGAGGGGUCUCAGCUGCCUGACCUGCUGAGUUUUUCCAGCAUUUUUUAAGUGUGUUACGAUGAACUUGAACUGAUGUCUUCUACUUGCAAAGUUCACAUGACUUCAGAUUUUACAACCCAAAGCUUCCUGUGUUCCAAUCCUGCAUAAUCAAUGAAGAUUAUUGACGAAGCUUUUAUGGAAGGAAGUCUCAGAUGACAGCAGAGGUUCAGGUUAACAGAUUUUUAAAUGCUUACGAAUUGUAAUGUCUCCUCAUUCAGUUCUUAAAUGGUUUAUUAGUUUUAAAUCAUUUUUAAGAUGGCCUGUUUCCGUGCUGUGAUUGUUAUAUGGUUAUAUAUAUAAAACUAGCACAGAGAACUAUGAAAAGAUUUUUGGAAUUGUGCAUGUAGAACUGACCAAGAGGUAUUUUCACCAAUCCAAGAGGGUAUCAGCAGUGGCUUUAUGGCACAGGAGGAAUUAUGUGAAUGCCAAUAAUGAUUAAGUUGGCAACCACUAUGAUACGUAAAGUAGGACUUCUAGUCAUGAUGCAAGUCCUGCACGCCUUGAUGCGAAAUUAACCAUGAAACAGAGGUUUGAUGAAUGUGGGACCAUUUCAGGCAAGCAGCCUCACCACAUUAUCAAAUGUGACUGGAAGAUAGCAGUCAGCAGUACAUGGACAUUCCUAAUAGAUUCUUAGUUAAUAAAUUUUUACCCAUCUCUAGCAGAGCCUAUUGAGAUCCAUCAUAUUUAAUUCACUGAUUCCCUAAAAUUCUUGGGAGUAAUCUAUGGAACCCAAUUGAAAGUAAUUAAACAUGAACCUGGCACAAUAACACAUCAGGAGACAGUUUCUUAAAUGUAAUGAUCUGUUCCAACACGUUUCCAAACUUCAGUGCAGAUUGGUGAAAAAAUAUCCACAGUGCUUAGGUUUUACAUGACACUCCAAAUUGGAUGCAGCCUCCAUCUGGAUGAAUGUUGGGUGACGAAGGUUACCCACAGAUAUAACGGACCAGCAGGACCAAAAGGGAAGAUACAAUCGUGAGAUGUCAACCUAACAAACGAUGAAGGAUUGUGAAGUUGACGCCAUGGUUCCGAGUGAGACAGUGCAGUCUUUAUCUGCAGAUAUGACAAAUAUUGUGCCAGUAUGUUGCACAUUACUGUCUUCUCUUCCAGGCAGGACUGACCUUUGUUGACUCUGGCAAAAGUGGAUGAAUCUAACCUGACAGGCUGUGGUCCGUGGAGAAUCUGAGGAAGGAAAGGUUGUUAUGGGCAAUACUGUUGGAUAACAGCAAGUAGCACCUGUAUUUGGAAAGUGGGUGGCAAGUUGCUUCAUUCCUUUUGUCUCCAUCUCUUCCUGCCACCAUCCUUUUCUUAGGAAACAAACAUUCAUUGCAAGAAUUGAUACCCUGAUUGCAAAAUUGUAAAUGAAAAUUUAUUAAUUACCUUUUCACUAAUUUGUAAAAUAUUUGUCAUUUUAAAAUAGCAUUAUACUGAGUAAAAAACAAAAAGUUAAUAAUAAUCAUGUUUCAAAGUAAUAACUUGUGCAGAAUUUUAACAAAAACGUCCUUCAGAAAAAUUAGUCUUUCUGCUCCAUCUGCAUGCCCAUCGCUGCUGCAGUUAAGUAAUAGUCAAUUAAAGGGAACUCAGUGAGAGGUUUCACAUUACAUCCAAUGAUCUUGGCCUGAAUGGAUAGCUUGCGUGACCAUCAGCUGGAAACUCCCAAAUGCUCAAAGGUGCCUGUCAGAGGCACAGCAGCUGUGCCAUAAAUCUUUCAGACAUGCUGGUGGCCAAGGCAACACUUGCCCCCUCUCUUCAUUCCAGUGGCUCAUUGGGCACCGAACUUCAGCUGAAUGAUAUUUUAUACUUGGUUAAUAAUCCUUGUGAGCACAGGUGGCUCUCUGACAUUUCUAAAGGAAAUGGCCAUCUUGCUCCAUGUGAGUAUGGCAAAUGUAGAGUACCUUUAAGUUUGUCCCUUGUCAUCAAGGGGAGAUGUACUGUUUGGAUGUUCUGACUAAAUUUUUAUACUUUAAAUCUAUGCAAGAACAGUGAAAGGUUUUUACAACUCCUGAGAUCCAUCACAGCUGAAUUGUACAAGAAAUUGAUAUUUCUUUCAGGUUAUUGCAUCGGUAAUAUUUAAUGCAUUAUAACGUGUAAAUUUCACAUAAUUGUAAAACCCAAGCAACCUCAAUUCUCUUUUCUCCGGUCAGUAAGUUCUCUCAUUGCUAGUCCAUGCUCCUUGACAGAAUGGAGUUGGUAUUGAAUCUGCCACCACUUCGCAUGCCAACUUGAAGAUCAUAUUAUGCCCAGUAUUUCAUAUUCUCCUAAAGUCACUGGCUCUUUGGGUUCACCUCAUUAAAGAAUAUUCAAAGUACUUAUCAAUCUCCACCUUGGAAUGUAUUCAGUGAAAGAUUUUGAAAGAUUGACAAACUUCUGAUAGGGAAACUUCAAAUCUCAGUUUAAGUGAUUGUGGGAAUAUUCCACGUGGUUUUAGACUCUCUAUCUAGAUAAAACAGCUUUUCAAUAUCCACCCAGAUAAUCUCUCUCUGAAUGAUGUAUGUUGUGAUAAGUAUUAUUGACUGCCUUGUAGAAGAAAGAGCCAUUUGCGCUCAAAUGCUUUCAUGGAACAAUAUCCCCAUUCCAGGAAUCACUUCAAUAAUUCUACGCUGUACUAACUCAAGGCAAAUGUUUCUUUGCUUGGACAAAGGGAAUAAAACAACAUACGACAACUAGGAGACAUCUCAAUCUGCAUAACUUUUUCUUCCAUACUCUAACCCACUUGCAAUAAAGGUCAGCAAACCAUUUGCUUUGCUGAUCACUUACUGUAUCUGGGAUCUAUCCUGUUGAUCCUUUUUUGUGUGCUCCAAGUGUUAGCAGUAGAGAACACUGGAAGGUAUGCCACAGAGUAUUCAGGUUUUUAUCCUCAAACUUUUUGCUUGAAGAACUGCACAAAGUAAGUGAGCAGUUUUUUCCAGGCCACCAAUGCCUGCUUAUUGGCUUCUGAUGACUGCACAACUCACAGUACUUUUCAAAAGUCUUAUAUUGCUUAAGACUUUUGCAUGUUCUGUAGUAAUCUUUUGUAUUACACUGUACUACUGCUGUGAAAAAAAUCAAAUUUCAUGACGUGAGUGAUGAUAAACCUGAUUCUAAUAUGCAACUCUAUUGUGGACUGAGAGUGUGAAGGGGGCAGGGAGAGGGGAAUCCAUGGCUGGUAAAAGGGGAAGGACGAGAGGAAGGAGCGGGAAGCACAAGAGAAGCAUUCCAUAAUGAUCUAUAAUGCAAAUGUUUGGGAUCAAAUGACCUUGCCUGGUGUCUCAGGGUUGGGUGUAUUGGCACCUAUUCCAUUCCCAACCCUGGCACUCCUUUGCCAAUUGUCCCACAUAUCUCCCUUGGCCUCCACUCUCACCAUUCCCAACAUCCUUUGAUCCUGACAGAUUUACAAACUCACUCUCUGCUCCACGUUGACAAAUACAGUACUGUGCAAAAAUCUUAGGCACUCUCGCUAUACAUAUGUGGCUAAGGCUUUUGUACAGUCAGUGAUAUUAAAUCUGAUUCAGAUUCAACACUGGGCCAUUAUCUUCACUCAUCAAAAAAAGUGGUCUGCUGAAUUGUGUUUGGUGUAGACAUUUUCUUAAGCUACCAUAUUUGCAUGUAUUGGCUUCAAUUAAAAGAGCUGCAGAUGGAAGUGCUUUAUAUACUUGAUCAAAUGAUAUGGGAUGUAAUUUACUUACUUGAAAUUCACCUUCAUUAGAUCCUUACCAACAUUGCUAAGGAAUAUUCUCAUAUGCAGUUGUGUGUCUGAUGAACAUAACUCUUGUACAUAUGUUCCAAAGCAAAUGUUAUGUAAUCACACUUGUAAUUCAGACUGCUUUGAGUUGAGCCAACAAAGAAAUAACAAUUGUCGAACUAAGUGUUAUAAAUCUUAUUUUGAUUGAAGUCAGCAAUAUCUUGCGGCACACUUUAAUUGUAUUAUUUUAUAUUCCCCAAUAAUUAGUGAAUAUAAGAUGAUCUUGUUGGAAUUAAGUCAUUCUUUAAACAGCAGUUCAUUUCAUGUCUUUAUUUGUGUCAGAAAUAGAUAAAACAUUGAUAAUCGUUGACUCUUCACAAAAGGAACUCUUAAAUUGAAAUGAGUAAAAUAUGGUGAGGUUAGUCAAAAGAUUAAAGUGAAAACCUCUUGUAUAUUUCCCAACAAACUCAAAAUUCAGUCAGGGUUAUCUGUAUUGGUAGUGUUGUUAAGCCCCGUCAUCCUUCUGGGGCGUAGGCAGCUGAUAGUAGCUCACCAGAGUCCUCUGUCCUGGGACAGUCUGUCAAGUUGCCUCUAGAUAUAGCCCAUCUUCUUGGUGUAUCUUCCUCUCUCACAAUAAGGUCGCUGAAGCUUCUGUUGAUGAUUCGAUAACUCUGGGUUUUUAGCCUCAUGCCCAACCCUCCUCCUUUUGCAGCCGGGCUUGGGACUGUUCAUGGUAGAGUUUGUAUUUGCCACAUUUGAAUGAAGCUAUCAAUUGUAUGUGUUUUUUUUGGUUUAUUACAUACUUUUAAGGUUAGAAGCAAUUAAUUCUGAUGUAUUAAAUUCAGUAUUGUGCCAAAUACAUUACUGCAGUGCAAGAACAGGUCUGGUUGAAUGUUCUUGUGUAAUGGCAUCGGUGAAUUAAAAAUAGUGAGAGACUGACUAAAAUGCAGAACCUUGAAGCUAACAUUAUAAAAUGGCUAAUAGAUAUCAUAUCAAUCCUUUUCUUGCACUGAAUAUUGUAUAAGAUCAAGAUCUAAAUCUGAUUUAAUUCAUUGUAGAGUGUAAUUGUUUUUGUCUUUUUAUUCUUCCUUUAAGCACAAUUGCUCAAAAGUGCUUCUUUGCCUUCUCCCUUUUGGUUUUGUCUUUGUAUUCCAUAAUACUGAAAUAAAGUGCCAUUUUCAGCAUGAUCUACUAAGCACAAAUUAAUGGAUUUAUUAGAUGUCUUCAAGGUAUUUUGUACUGUGCAGUUGGAAUAGAUAAAACAUGUUUCUCUUCUGAACCACUGUUUAACUGAAAAAUUACCAUGCAAGGCUGGACUGCAGUAUGAUUUUUCUCAUUAUGUAAAGUUUUAUCACUUGCUGUGUGUACAAAAUGCAAGAAAACCAUUUUAAAUUUUGAAUUCUGAAAUAAGAAACAGAAAAUACUGAGAAAGUAACACAUGUUGAGGUAGGAUGCUGAGCAUUUCCCUUUUAUAACAACACACACAAAAUGCUGAUAGAACACAGCAGGCCAGGCAGCAUCUAUAGGGAGAAGUGUUUUUGUGUCAGAUUUCCAACAUUUGCUGUUUUUUUCAUAAACUUUCAGUAAGAAAUUGAUUUUUGCAGACUAACACUGAAGCAUUAUUUCUACCAUAUGGAUAGGAGAAGUAUUUUUGUUAUGAUGAAUUCUGAAUACAUGAAUUCUGCCAUUUCCAAUGAAGUUGAAGAUAAAAGUGCAAAACGCAAUCUCGCUGUCAAAUAAACUGUUGAAUGCUUUAAAAUAAUCCCAAAACAAAAUUGUUCAACUUGUUAGAUUUCAUUAAUAUUCAUUUGACCUGACUAUUAAUUUGUGAAUUAAAUCUGGUUCAGGGAUCAGUUUGCUUAUCAUUGUGAACUAUUAAGUAUUACGUAUUAAAAUAAGAUGUAUUCACUCUGUUCUGCUUUUGGAUAGAAGCAAGUUGAGUUUCAAUGACAAUUGUCACUGAGCAAUAUUUAACUGUGAUGUGAGAUUCUUAUUUACACUGUAAUAAAUUUCAUUUCAGGAACUUUUUAAAUGGUAAUUUUUUUGUAAAUGUAUUUAACUGGAUCAAAAUUGUUAGUGUAUUCUAUUUGGAUAUUUUCAUUUCCCUGCAAAAACCACAGUUUCUGAAUGAACACAAAUAUACACAAUAAAUACUGAA
This is a messenger RNA of Hypanus sabinus (Atlantic stingray), 8947 nucleotides long. RefSeq names its product tweety family member 2 (gene ttyh2). Gene Ontology annotation, cellular component: plasma membrane. The record is from RefSeq and is a predicted model, not a curated record. Gene Ontology annotation, molecular function: volume-sensitive chloride channel activity; intracellularly calcium-gated chloride channel activity. The transcript has 14 exons. NCBI's taxonomy places the organism in Eukaryota, Metazoa, Chordata, Chondrichthyes, Myliobatiformes, Dasyatidae. Bases 28 to 1827 code for a protein of 599 amino acids.